Molecule: messenger RNA, 909 nt
Organism: Ceratotherium simum simum (southern white rhinoceros)
Lineage: Eukaryota; Metazoa; Chordata; Mammalia; Perissodactyla; Rhinocerotidae
Gene: SPCS1
Product: signal peptidase complex subunit 1
Biological process (GO): protein targeting to ER
Cellular component (GO): signal peptidase complex; membrane
Source: RefSeq, a predicted model, not a curated record
GCAGGUCGCCUGACGAUGGCGCGGGGCGGGGCCGCGGGCCGUCCGGGUCUGUUGCAGACAUCCGCUUCCGGGGCCGCGGCCAUCGCGCUCUGCAGCUCGGCAGGCGCGCGAACCUGUACACGGGACAAGACCCGGGGCCCUACGGGCCGUGAAUUGCGGCCGCCUUCGCCCCGCCGCCCGCCCUCUGCCCUCCGCCGCCCACCUCCUCAGCCAGUCAUGCUGGAGCACCUGAGCUCGCUGCCCACGCAAAUGGAUUACAAGGGCCAGAAACUAGCUGAACAGAUGUUUCAGGGAAUUAUUCUUUUUUCUGCAAUAGUUGGAUUUAUCUACGGGUACGUGGCUGAACAGUUCGGGUGGACUGUCUAUAUAGUUAUGGCCGGAUUUGCUUUUUCGUGUUUGCUGACACUUCCUCCAUGGCCCAUUUAUCGCCGGCACCCCCUCAAGUGGUUACCUGUUCAAGACUCAGGCACAGAAGACAAGAAACCAGGGGAAAGAAAAAUUAAGAGGCAUGCUAAAAAUAAUUGAUUGGGGCUUUCAUGACUCAGCUUUACUAUUGCACCUGCUUUUGUUUCGUAUGAGAUGAGCUAAAUUGUUUUCACACCCAAAACAUGAGCUAAAAUCUACCUAUGCUCUUACUGCACAGGUGUGUUGAGAUUUUGUUCUCUUUAUAUUUCACUUCUAACUCAGUUGGGUUUUGACUUAUAAAUAUUUUAGACCUUCUCUUCAUAAUCUUCCUCUGAAAUGGAGAACAGAAAACACAAGUAUGCAAAGUUUCUUUCAGGUCUACAAAAAUAAUGAAGAAUAAAUGCCUCAUAAAUGAUAGUACAAUUUAACUAUCAGAGUUUUAUAAUUCAUUAUGAGUAGUUAAGCUGUUUUAAUGUUUUCAAUUAAAACUCACAGUGCAAGUCU